Messenger RNA from Sardina pilchardus (European sardine), 3174 nucleotides. RefSeq lists its product as uncharacterized. Gene Ontology annotation, molecular function: protein binding; superoxide-generating NADPH oxidase activator activity; phosphatidylinositol binding. The record is from RefSeq and is a predicted model, not a curated record. Gene Ontology annotation, cellular component: cytoplasm. The transcript is spliced from 15 exons. Gene Ontology annotation, biological process: superoxide anion generation. The coding region runs from base 241 to 2709 and encodes 822 amino acids. Lineage: Eukaryota; Metazoa; Chordata; Actinopteri; Clupeiformes; Clupeidae.
CAUGCAAUUCUCUGUGAGGUUAUCUUAGCUUCUCUUGAGGCUACUAUGGUCGCUGGAAACGACUGAGGAAAUACGACUGACCCACGGAUGUUCUGUAUUUUUGUUGUUGUGGAUGUGGCUUUAAUUUUGACUGGCUACAAAUACCAACCCUUUGCUGCUCAUCUUCAAUCCACUAGGGGCAGACCACUUCCUGUGCUUCAAGUUCAAAGGACGCGGUGAUUGGCGCGCAGCUGACUUUCAAUGGAGCUACAGUGCGUUUGGGGGAAGACUGGGGACGAGUCGUUGUCAACGAAAAGUUGUCCUAUAUACAUGCGUUCUCGGUCCCCUUCUCCUCCCCUAUCACAUCCCCAAGGUGAUGCAUGUUCUCCUGCGGCCGUGGUAAGCACCGCUGAGGCGGUCAACAUGCCAGUCCGUAUUGACUGCUAUCCCAGCUCGACAGAGGCCUCUAUGGCCUCGGUCUCGCUCAACCCACCACCGCCGAUCAACACACACCAACCAGGCGUGACCACUUCGCUCCUUUUCAGUGGCUCAGAGUUUCAGGGAUACCAGAAGAGCAAAGGCAACUCCUAUGACGUGGAGGUAGUUCUACAGCAUGUGACCAUGGAGGAUUCCUACCUCUGUGGAUAUCUGAAGAUCAAAGGUCUAACUGAGGAAUAUCCAACGCUUACCACAUUCUUUUCUGGAGAGAUCAUCAGCAGGAAGUGCCCCUUUCUAACCAGGAAGUGGGAUGCUGAUGAAGAUGUGGACCGUAAGCACUGGGGCAAGUUCCACGCCUUCUACAAGUACGCCAAGACAUUCAACUCCGAUGACUUUGACUAUGAAGAGCUGGAGAACAGUGACUUCGUUUUUAUGCGGUGGAAGGAGCAGUUCUUGGUGCCGGACCACACCAUCAAGGACAUCAGCGGCGCGUCCUUUGCUGGCUUCUACUACAUCUGCUUUCAGAAGUCAACAGCUACCAUAGAAGGCUACUACUAUCACCGCAGCUCAGAAUGGUACCAGUCCCUGAACCUGUCUCAUCUCCGCCAGCGCAGUACUCCCAUUUAUGAAUUUCGUGGCGCCAGUGCCCGGCAGGAGCCAUCGGGGGUGAGAAGAUAUCCAGGUGUCGGGGUCUUGGGUCGGAUACAGGUGUCGGCACAGGGACGCAGCCGAGCUCCCCAGAUCUGGACCGGACUGGACAAACGUGAUAAGAUGGACGAUCAAAAAUAUGCUAUGAGCGUCAAACUUAUUGGAGUGAUGCACAAAGAGUCGGUAAAGUUGUACAUGACGUCAGUGCGGUGGUCGGACGAUAACGAGAUAGUCGUUUACCGGUCCCUUCAAGAUUUUAGAGACCUACAUAAAAAACUGAAGAAAAAAUUUCCGCCAGCAAACGCUCUUAAGAAAUCUGAGAGAGUUGUUCCGAAAUUUAAAGCGAAGAAAGUCAAGAAAAGCAUUGGCAAAAAAGGUCCAAGUAAAUCGGUGCUGAAGCUGAAGUCGCUGGAGCGGUAUUGCAACGACUUGAUGAACUGCGACCCACGUGUCCCUCAGAGUACGGAAUUCCGACAGUUCUUUCUUCCUAAUGACCAGGACCUUACCCCAGAAUUUUCCAAGAACAGCAUUGUAAUAAUGCCAUCGGAGGACAAUGUGGAUGGCGGUGGGGGCGUAGGCGGCAACGUCACGCAACCAUUUGUCACCGAAACAUAUCGAUGCGUGGCGCCUUAUGAGACCAAGGAUACAAAAAACAGGCCCUUUAAGGUGGAGGUGGAUGAGACAGUGGACGUUCUAAUUAAAGACAAAGCUGGCUGGUGGAUGGUCGAAAAUUCCGCUAAAUGCAUGGCUUGGUUUCCUGCCCCAUACCUGGAGAAAGUGGAUGCAGAUUUUGAAGAUGACCUUGACGAUUCUGAUGGAGGUGUUCUAUACUGUUGCUCUCGCACUUACAAAGCCAAGUCUUCAGAUGAACUCUCUGUGAGCAUGGGCAGUGUGGUGGAGGUGCUCCAGAGGUCAGAAAAUGGAUGGUGGCUUGUCAGACACAACCGCAAGACGGGUUACAUCCCCUCCAUGUUCCUCCAGCCCUACACCAACCCACGAGUCCAGCUGAUGACCUCCCAGAGCAAUCUGCGGGGCUCAUCGCUGAACCUGGCCACCCUGGACGCCCCCCAGAGCCAAGAGCUCAGCCGCUCCCAGGGCAACCUGCUCCAGCUGCCGGGAUUGGGCUCCCAGACGCCAGCCCAAGGCCUGAGCCCGCAGGACAAGUACAAGUCCCGCUCGCUGAACCUCCUGACGGCCGAGUCGGACAUCUACCAGACGCCCCGCAGCGUGGCUGCCCCGAGCAUCAGGGUGGACGGCGAGCCCAAGUUGCGGCACCAGAGCGUCAGCGUGGACAGCGGCGAGAGCCUGAACGACAGCAGCGACGGCAGCGAGUUCAGCUUCAGCGACGACGGCAGCAGCGUGUCCGGCGGCGCCGACUCGCUCAGCCUGAGCCGCAGCGACAUGGAGGACGAGCUGCGCCGCAGCCGCACGCCUCCGCCCCCGAGCACGCGCCAGCAGAUGCUCAGCCCCGACAGCGGCCUGGGCGGGCGCCUCCAGCCCAGCCGCUCCGACCCCAACCUCCACAAGGUCAUGCCCAAGGUGCCGCCCCGGCCCCAGGCACAGGACAUCCUCAAGCGCUGCACCACCGUCACCCGCAAAAACGCGGCACGGAACCAGCUGGUGCCCAGCAUCCAGAUUCGCUGAAGGGGGCAAGAUGGAGGAUGGUCACCUCACAGCCCUGCAGAACAACAACUUGUUGUGGCACAAGAACCAACGUGGAGUCUCACAUGUUCCAUUUGAGGAAAUGUUUUGAAGAUUGGAUCUUCUGACUAAAGACUUUGGCCAUGAGAAGCACAUGUCCCUCAAUGAGGAAGAAGGCAAGAAAAAAAAUCUUCAGUCGUUACAUAACCCUGAUGGACAAUGGAAAAUGGACUGAUAAGGCGGCGUUCCAUUACAAAUAUUUCUGUUUCUAGAGAAAUCUAAAAGCUCCUUUAAAAAAAAAAAAAAAAAAAUCUGUUGUAAGUGUAAGAAGUGUCUGAUAAUCUGAUUGAAUCCAGCAUAAAUUGUAGUUUCCCUCUGUUUAAUUUCCAUACUGGAAACCAUAUUUAUGCUUUUUAUGCAUUGCUAUGAAGAUGGAAGUUUGAGAUAAAAAUGAUAAUGUUUCUAAAA